GGGAGGGCGCAGGGCACUCCUCUCCAAACGCUCCUCAGCAACAACAACGCCCGUACAAAGAAGAGGAGAACAGGGGGAUACGCAAAUCCUUGUCUAAUUGUGUGACAAGACAGGGCAGACAUGGCGUUGAGGGCACCCUAAAACGAUCGAGAGCGCAACAAUGGGGAGAAGAGAAGAGACGGAACACACCCCGCGUAAUAAGAAUAUCCCAUCCAUCCAUUCCCGGCUCUCUGGCCUUACUUCAUUCGGCAUCGCAAGUUCAUGACGUAGGGCGUUCAUUCGGUGUCACUUGCGCUCUUUACUUUUCUGCAAAUUGUCCACAAGGACAACUGACCACUUUAUGGAGGUUGGCUAGACUGCGGCCACUCAGGCUGAAGGAGAUG
Acaulospora colombiana is the source of this 383-nucleotide messenger RNA. The record is from the annotation of a GenBank genome assembly. NCBI's taxonomy places the organism in Eukaryota, Fungi, Glomeromycota, Glomeromycetes, Diversisporales, Acaulosporaceae.